Molecule: messenger RNA, 964 nt
Organism: Rhincodon typus (whale shark)
Lineage: Eukaryota; Metazoa; Chordata; Chondrichthyes; Orectolobiformes; Rhincodontidae
Product: centrosomal protein of 162 kDa-like
Exons: 4
Biological process (GO): cilium assembly
Cellular component (GO): centrosome; axonemal microtubule; centriole
Source: RefSeq, a predicted model, not a curated record
ACUGAAAGAUCCUAGAUGGAUGGUGGGCUGCCCAACAUUCGGUUCCUCAUCCCUUGCAAGAAGAGAAGCUUUACCCUGACGACCUCAAGUGACUGACUGUGUCCAAGCCUCUGGACUGAUAUUGGGGGCUCUUGUUGACUAUGUGCAGUGGGAGCCCUCAACUGAAGGCGGUCAUCCCUUGUCAUGAAUUCAGUACGAACAGAGAGUCUCCGACCUUGAACAGCUUUUAGUGGACAAGCUAAUCCAUGAGAGAGAGAAUUUAGAUGACUCUAAUCCAAAAAUGAAGAUACUGGAAGAGGAAAUUUUCAAAUUGAAAGAGGCCCAUAAGUCCAAGGAAAAUCGACUCCGGAGUGACAUUGAAAAACUGAAAAGUCAACUUUACCAGACAGAAUUAAAGUUAAUGGAGAGAGAAGAAAACUCCUUGAGAAUGGCUGACCAGCAUAUGCAACAUUCAUAUCAGCAUGCCAAGAUAGAGAAACUCAAUUUAGAACUAGCUGCUAAAAACCGAGAGAUACAAGAGCUUUCAAAGACGUUGGAACAUCUACAAAGAGAGAGGAAGGUGCUCCUUAGUAACAAAUCACAGUCAGAGAAAUAUUCACAACAGAAGUCAAUCAAGAAAUCCAAAAAAGACAAUGAGUGUGCAGAAUCUUUCCCAGCAACUUUAGAUGAAAAGGUUUACCAGCCGAGUGACUUUUCUGGCUCUCACAUCUCGGAGGUUCUGAAAGAAAAUGAUAUGCUGAAGAACAACAUCGAAAGACUAUCUUUGGAAAUAGACCAACAAAGAGCACAAUUAGCCCAAUUUGAAAAUGAAGCAAGGAGAGCACAAGGUGGUGUUGCUGAGCAUGUUGCAGCAUUAAAAGCAGCCCAUCAGCAAGAAGUAGAACAGAUAUUGACUCAGCAUGCACUGGAAUACUCCUCCUCGAAAGUGGCUGAAUUGACAAACAAAAUCUCUGCCCAAGAGCGG